UAGAAUCACAGCAUGAAUAAUGUUGCUUACGUGUAAACAGCAAAGGUGAAGUUAUCGUUAACUUGCGAAGAAAGUACAUCCUAAAAGCUUGCCUAAGAAAUUGAGAAAGUGAAGAAAUUCAACGAAGUAUAAAGGCUUCAAUAUGGAUAAUCCCGCGCAAGUAGAGACAAUGCCACGACCGCCAAUGCCACAGCCUGGCUUAAUGCAACAACAGAGCACUAACAACACAACUGUUGUUGUAGUGCAACAACCUCAGCAAGUUGUCCUUCAAGGCCCACGUGAUUGGAGCACUGACUUAUGCGAUUGCUGUGAUGAUUGUAGCGGAUGUUUACUUGGAUGUUUUUGCCCAGUUAUUCACAGGAUAAUUGUAAGUGGCAAAGCUGGUGAAUGCUGUUGUGUUGCUUUGAUGUGUCCAGUUGCUCUGAGAACCAAGAUCAGAACAAAACAUAAUAUUAAAGGAAGUAUCUGGGAAGAUAACUGUGUUUUGUCUAACUGGGGAGCUUGUGCUAUGUGCCAAAUGGAACGUGAAUUAGAUGCUCAUGGCAUUUAGAUUGACGAACUUCCAACUUUUAAAAUGAUUCAAUGUGAUGUAACAACCUGUCUAUACAGCAUUUGUAGCUUGACACUUUUUAGUUUUACGUCUUUUAUCGUUUGUAAUCAUAAUUUCGCAAAAGCACUAUCGCUAAUGCGCAUUUAAUUUAAA
This is a messenger RNA of Xenia sp. Carnegie-2017, 703 nucleotides long. Its product is annotated as cornifelin homolog. The coding region runs from base 143 to 550 and encodes 135 amino acids. Lineage: Eukaryota; Metazoa; Cnidaria; Anthozoa; Malacalcyonacea; Xeniidae. The transcript is spliced from 4 exons. The record is from RefSeq and is a predicted model, not a curated record.